AUGCGGUCCCUUAUCACCCCCACAUCGACCCUCCCCUUCCGCCUGCUCCUCCUCCUGGUCCAGCUAGUCACCUUCGGCCAGAUCACCACCGCUCUGCCACUCUCUGUGCCUCUUCCGACAACCACCAUGGCCCAGCGUGACGACACCUGCCGGUACUCAUACCCCCCGCCAUUCACGGCGCGGAUCAACGUGUUCAACCGGCCGGACCUGCAGCUGAAGUCGACGCAAACCGUGUCCUUUUCCCUCCCGCCCGAGGCGCACAGCUGCACGCUGCGGGUGCGUUUUCCGCCGCACUGGGAGGUGUACGACUCGAGCGUUGAGGCCGGCGGUCCCCCGCUGCCCAUGAGCAUCUACGCCGUCGACGGCCCCGCCGCCGGCGCCCUGGUCGGCUACGCGCGCUUCGCCGAGUUGCCGAUCGGCGGCGAGCCGACAGUCAUCAACUCAUUUACCUGCCGCGAGACCAUGACGUUUCGGUUCGAGCUGGGCGGGUCGGGCGAGGUUGGCUUCGUGACGGGUGAUGACCCGGCUUUGGGGAGGGGUGGAAUCGAGAUGGCUUGGGGUUGUUGA
Messenger RNA from Canariomyces notabilis, 567 nucleotides. RefSeq lists its product as uncharacterized. The record is from RefSeq and is a predicted model, not a curated record. Bases 1 to 567 code for a protein of 188 amino acids. Lineage: Eukaryota; Fungi; Ascomycota; Sordariomycetes; Sordariales; Chaetomiaceae. The transcript has a single exon.